This is a messenger RNA of Glarea lozoyensis ATCC 20868, 1986 nucleotides long. RefSeq names its product Ribonuclease H-like protein. The record is from RefSeq and is a predicted model, not a curated record. Bases 1 to 1986 code for a protein of 661 amino acids. Gene Ontology annotation, cellular component: cytoplasm; nucleus. NCBI's taxonomy places the organism in Eukaryota, Fungi, Ascomycota, Leotiomycetes, Helotiales, Helotiaceae. The transcript has 2 exons. Gene Ontology annotation, biological process: nucleobase-containing compound metabolic process. Gene Ontology annotation, molecular function: nucleic acid binding; 3'-5' exonuclease activity.
AUGCUCCUUUGUCAAUAUGGAGCAUCAACAUUGGCCAAAUUCCUUCGACGAUCGAUUGUCAACACCAUGAACACGGAAGGAGUGGCAGGUAUCCCAUCUUUACCUACGGAAUCUAUGAGGACUGGUCGGAUGUUGGUGAACGGGGCGAGGGCUGCGUCCACGAUACCUCGACCUCGAAGUACCCCGCAGCCGCAGAAGAUAUGGCAUCCCAACCAUGGAAUCGUAUUCCAACCAAGUCCCCGACCUGGCAUAGCUCGAAUGACCUCGGUAGCUGCUGUGAGUAUGGAGCGGGAUAUGGCGUUACAUUCAAAUGCGGAAGACAGUUAUGUGUUGGCCUCAUCAGGGAUGUCUGCGGUCGAUUUGGCUAUUCAGCGAGAUAUAGAAGGAGGUAAAGAGGUCCCUAAACCUUUUCAAAUCCCAGAUCCGGUAGAGGUACCAUAUGAUCCCAGGUGGGAUGCUCUUCCUGAUCAGACUGGACAAACAUGGAAGAUGCCAGAAGAAUUGUUUCGAGCUGCCAAAGAUGCCGAGCCAGGGACACCGGAAUCAUACUGGUCGCAUUCAUUAUAUCGUGGCCCUCCGGAUGAGGGUAAACCAGACGGAAAAACAGUCACUGUUCAUUAUUGCAAGAGUAAACAUACUACGGAGCGGAUUCUGGCAACACAUUUUGCCGAUUCGAAAGUGAUUGGAUUUGAUAUUGAGUGGCUAGCAAAUGCCAGUAAGAGUGCUGGGCCGAAACAGAAAGUAUCAUUGGUACAAAUCGCCAAUGAAGAACGAGUUGCGCUUUUUCACAUUGCUUUAUUUGCAGGCAAUACCAAGGAGGAUCUGGUACCUCCAACACUGAAAAAAUUGAUGGAAGACCCCGAAGUUACCAAAGUGGGAGUAGCAAUCAAGGGCGAUUGCACACGAAUACGAAACAAUUUGGACAUUGAUGCAAAAGGCCUCUUUGAACUGAGCCAUCUUUUUAAACUCAUUAAAUUCUCCGAAUCGAACGAACACCAAUUAAUCAAUAAAAAACUCGUCUCACUCGCCACUCAAGUCCAGGAACACCUUCAUCUCCCUCUGUUCAAAGGCGGCGACGUAAGAUCCAGUGAUUGGAGCCGGAUACUAGAAAUCAAACAAAUCCGCUACGCAGCUUCAGAUUCCUACGCCGGAUUUCAGUUAUUCAAUAUGAUGGAAGCGAAACGGGAGAAGCUAGAUCCUACACCUCCUCGCCCCUAUCACGCAGAAUGCAACAUCCCAAUUCGAAUCGCCACAGGCGAGACCCUCGCUACCGACGACCCGGAAGAAGCCGAAGAGUCCAAGCCCGAAGAACCAGAUACACCUUUGCCACCCAAACGCAAGUCGACUAAGAAAACGCUCACUUAUUACGACGAGUCUGGUGAUUUCGACUUCAAAGAUGUAGAGCCUGAAACGACAUUUCAAGCCGAAGUUUUCGUCCCCGUACCGGUACGAAGGAGGGCCCCCCGAUCUAAAGUCACGGCUCUAAAAGAAGGAAAUCAAGAAGACUCAACGCCUCUCCCAGCAGAAGAAUUGGAAAGUCAAGACGACUCGCCAAAUGCAACACUCCUCCAAACAGACCUAGAAACUCCAGACGACACAAACGCAACGCUCCUACAAUCAGCAGAGUCAGAAGCCCUCUCCCACAUCACAACGUCCACUUCCACCUCAUCCACAUCCACACCAAACCUAUCAACCCUCCGCACCUACUUCCUCUGGUCCCAGAACCCUUCGCUCUCGCUCGAGGACAUAGCGAGUAUCGAACGCGAUCCACCGCUUAGUAUACAGAGUGUAGUACGGCGGAUCCUGGAGGUCGCAAGUUGGAGGACGGAGACGAGUGGUCAGGAGGUAGUGGAUGGGGAUAUAGAUAAAAAGCAGAGGAUUAGAGUUGUGCUGGGACGGUGGAGGGAUAUGGGAUUUGAAACUAGUGUAUGGGGGAGUUUGGAGAGCAGGCUCAACGGUGAGGGUGGGGUAGAAGGGGAGAAGUAG